Molecule: messenger RNA, 1377 nt
Organism: Podarcis lilfordi (Lilford's wall lizard)
Lineage: Eukaryota; Metazoa; Chordata; Lepidosauria; Squamata; Lacertidae
Source: the annotation of a GenBank genome assembly
AUGCACACAGUGGAGAAACAAUUGGAAGGUAUGGAGUACGUAAAUAAUUUCAGUCGGAGUCAGCGGCUUCAAAAACAUCAACGGAUUCACACAGGUGAGAAACCAUUUAAAUGUAUGGAGUGUGGAAAGAACUUCAAUCGCGGUGUAGAACUUAAUAUACAUCACCGAACUCACACGGGUGAGAAACCAUAUAAAUGUAUGGAGUGUGGAAAGAGCUUCAGUCAUAGUCAAACCCUUAAAAUGCAUCAUCAAACUCACACAGGUGAGAAACCAUUUAAAUGUAUGGAGUGUGGAAAGAGCUUCAAUCGCGGUGUAGAACUUAAUAUACAUCACCGAACUCACACGGGUGCGAAACCAUAUAAAUGUAUGGAGUGUGGAAAGAGCUUCAGUCAUAGUAGCAACCUUCCAAGACACCAACGAACUCACACAGGGGAGAAACCAUAUAAAUGUAUGGAGUGUGGAAAGAGCUUCAGUCAUAGUCAAACCCUUAAAAUGCAUCAUCAAACUCACACAGGUGAGAAACCAUUUAAAUGUAUGGAGUGUGGAAAGAGCUUCACAGUUAAUGGAAAACUUAGAAGACAUCAACAAACUCACACAGGGGAGAAACCAUUUAAAUGUACGGAAUGUGGAAAGAGCUUCCAUAACCGUGGACACCUUAAUGCACAUCAUCGAACUCACACUGGUGAGAAACCAUUCAGAUGUAUGGAGUGUGGAAAGAGCUUCAGUCACAGUGGAGAUCUUAAAAGACAUCUACAGACUCACACAGGGGAGAAACCAUUUAAAUGUACAGAGUGUGGAAAGAGCUUCAGUCAAAGUGCACAUUUUAGAAUUCAUCAAGUAACCCACACAGGAGAGAAACCAUUUAAAUGUAUGGAGUGUGGAAAGAGCUUCAGAGUUAAUGGAAAUCUUAGAAGACAUCAACAAACUCACACAGGGGAAAAACCAUUUAAAUGUGCAGAGCGUGGAAAAAGCUUGUGUCAUAGUAAAGCGCUUAUAAAACAUCAGCAGACCCACACAGGGGAGAAACCAUAUAAAUGUAUGGAGUGUGGAAAGAGCUUCAGUCAUAGUAGCAACCUUCCAAGACACCAACGAACUCACACAGGGGAGAAACCAUAUAAAUGUAUGGAGUGUGGAAAGAGCUUCCAUAGCAGUGGAAACCUUAAUUUACAUCAUCGAACUCACACUGGUGAGAAACCAUUCAGAUGUAUGGAGUGCGGAAAGAGCUUCAGUCGCAGUGGAGCUCUUAGAACACAUCAACGGACUCACAAAGGUGAGAAACCAUUUAAAUGUAUGGAGUGUGGAAAGAGCUUCUGUCAGAGUGGAGGCCUUACAAAGCAUCAACAGUCUCACGUGGGUAGGAACCUUAAAAUGUAUUGA